Molecule: messenger RNA, 3704 nt
Organism: Dendroctonus ponderosae (mountain pine beetle)
Lineage: Eukaryota; Metazoa; Arthropoda; Insecta; Coleoptera; Curculionidae
Product: neurobeachin
Exons: 9
Coding region: 155-2299 (714 amino acids)
Biological process (GO): intracellular protein localization
Cellular component (GO): membrane; cytosol
Molecular function (GO): protein kinase binding
Source: RefSeq, a predicted model, not a curated record
CCUUAAUGAGUUUUUCCCAUUGUUUCAGGUGUUGAAAUAUUGCGAUAACCUGCAUGGAAAGUGGUACUUCUCCGAAGUGCGUGCAAUAUUCUCCCGACGGUAUCUGCUGCAGAACAAUGCCGUGGAAAUAUUCCUGGCCAGCCGAACAUCGAUUAUGUUCGCUUUUCCGGACCAAAACACGGUGAAAAAGGUGAUUAAGGCUCUUCCGCGAGUCGGAGUGGGCAUCAAGUAUGGCAUUCCGCAAACGCGGAAGGCCAGUAUGAUGUCCCCCAGGCAGCUGAUGAGGAACUCCAACAUGACGCAAAAGUGGCAGCGACGCGAAAUUUCCAACUUUGAGUAUCUGAUGUUCCUCAAUACCAUUGCAGGGAGAACCUACAACGACCUCAACCAGUACCCCGUCUUUCCAUGGGUGAUAACCAACUAUGACUCCAAGGAAAUGGACCUGAGCCAACCGAGCAACUACCGCGACCUCUCGAAACCGAUAGGAGCCCUAAACCCUAGCAGACGCGCCUAUUUUGAGGAGAGAUAUUCGUCGUGGGAGCACGAAACUAUCCAACCAUUCCACUAUGGAACUCACUACUCCACUUCAGCCUUUGUAUUUAACUGGCUGAUUCGAAUGGAACCAUUUACAACGAUGUUCCUGGCAUUGCAAGGUGGCAAGUUUGACUACCCCAACCGUUUAUUCUCCUCCAUUGCGCUGUCAUGGAAAAAUUGCCAAAGAGACACCUCGGACGUGAAGGAAUUGAUCCCGGAGUUCUAUUUCCUGCCGGAAAUGUUCGUGAACUACAACCGAUACCGGCUGGGAGUCAAUGAGGAUGGUCGGGCCAUUAGCGAUGUGGAGCUGCCUCCAUGGGCGAACACUCCGGAAGAGUUCGUCCGAAUCAACCGAAUGGCUCUUGAAUCGGAGUUCGUUUCGUGCCAGUUGCAUCAGUGGAUCGACUUGAUAUUCGGCUACAAGCAGAAGGGCCCUGAAGCUGUUAGGGCGACCAACUGUUUUUACUACUUGACCUAUGAGGGCAGUGUGGAUUUGGAUUCCAUCCAGGACAAAGUGAUGCGCGAAGCUGUGGAGAAUCAGAUUAGAAACUUUGGGCAAACACCGUCGCAGUUACUAAUGGAGCCCCAUCCUCCUAGAAGUUCCGCUAUGCAUCUAUCGCCGAUGAUGUUUUCCACUAUACCCGACGAUGUCUGCAUGACGAUGAAAUUUUUAUCGAACAGCCCAAUUGUUCACAUUUCGGCCAACACUUAUCCUCAGCUGCCCAAUCCCUCAGUGGUAACCGUUUCAAUGCAUCAGCAAUUCGCAGUUAAUAAAUGGAACUCAGCUUACGCAGCUGUAGCUCAGUCGCCCAGCUAUGCGGAAACCCCCAAAGAUCAAAUCGCCAAUCUGCCUCUUUCCAUGGAUCCAGUUCUGUGUAAGUUGGAAUCUUUAACCAACAACAGUAACCAACAGAACCAAAUGCUGCGACGCAACCUGGGCGACAAUUUCAGCCAGAACCUGAAAAUCCGUGCAAACUGUUUCGUCACCACUGUGGAUUCAAAGUUUCUGAUCGCCUGCGGGUUUUGGGACAACAGUUUCCGAGUUUUUUCCACCGAAAGUGCGAAAAUCGUUCAGAUCAUCUUUGGUCACUAUGGAGUGGUGACGUGCUUGUCCAGAUCCGAAUGCAACAUCACUUCGGACUGUUACAUUGCGUCGGGUUCUGCGGAUUGUACGGUUCUGUUGUGGCACUGGAACGCCCGAACCCAAACCAUAGUAGGAGAAGGCGAGGUGCCGACACCAAGAGCCACAUUGACUGGACAUGAACAGCCAGUUUCAAGUGUGGUGAUUUCCGCUGAAUUGGGCCUGGUAGUUUCAGGAUCUUACAAUGGACCAGUGCUGGUUCACACGACUUUUGGUGACUUGCUGAGAUCUCUGGAUCCUCCAAACGGGUUCAAUUCCCCAGCGAACAUUGCCAUGUCCCGUGAGGGUGUUAUUGUGGUAAAUUAUGAAAAGGGCAACGUGGCUUCGUUCACCAUUAACGGGAAACGCCUGCGGCAUGAGUCCCACAACGAUAAUCUGCAGUGUUUGCUGUUGAGUCGCGAUGGGGAGUACUUGAUGACCGGAGGCGAUAAAGGCAUAGUGGAAGUCUGGCGCACUUUCAACUUGGCACUACUUUAUGCAUUCCCAGCAUGUGAUAGUAGCAUAAGAUCUCUUGCUUUGUCUCAUGAUCAAAAGUUUUUAUUGGCUGGUCUGGCACUCGGAUCGAUCGUAGUCUUUCACAUCGAUUUCAACCGAUGGCAUCAUGAGUUUCAGCAGAGAUAUUGAUGAAAACACACACGAAAGCCGUUUUUUUAAGGUAACUGUUAUAGAUAUAGUUUUUGAGCUACUUACCUACAUAUUCCAGGUUUAGAAAAGGAUUGUUAUGAAGCUGAUUAAUGCAAAUCAAAGGGCACUGGCCGAAUGUAAUCAAUUAAACCAAAUUUUUCGUCAGAGUUGCACAGAUUUAAGUGAAUUUAUCGAGUGAAAGGUGUAAAGACGAUCAUUUUCUGUAUCUGGAAGUCGAACUGAAACCAUUUUUGUAGUAUUAAAGUAACUAGGAAUAAUCGAAUGUGAACGUCGAACGCAUUCACUUAAGUUUGAUUACUUAAAAGCAUUUAAAUAUUGAAUGUAGAUUAGUUAACCAAUUAUUUUCAUGACUUUGUGCAAUAUGUUGUGGUUGUUUGGUCGAUAGGUAGAGUACCUUCACUUGGUGUACUAGUACGACUCGUUUUUUUUGGCUUUUCAACAAAUUAUUACUAUAUUAAUGUAGAGAAUUGUUACGAUGGCUUCUUCCAGGAUGUCCAGUCACUUUUGUCAAUCGCGACAUCCUCAAAGGAAUCGACUUUAAAAAAAUCAAAAUAUAAAAAAUUGCUUUUACUGUUCACGAGGCUCAUUAAAGGAAUAGCCUGUUGUACUACUACUACUACUAAUAAUAAAUAUAAUACUAAUUGUAAUAAACAUCUAUUAUUUUUAAACUUAGACGUUAAGGAUUUUUACCGUUAUGAAACCAAGUCAAUCAAAGCUGGUCUUAUAUUGUAAGUUUAAGCACGUUUGAGAGUAGAAGUUUUGCUUCAGCUUACAGCACAUCCAUGCCAGCAAUUUGUUAAGCCAACAUUUUUGGCUCACUUUUUGGGCACCAUAUGAAUGCCGCCAUUUAUCUCUUUUUGUUUCUGUAAAAUAAGACUUUACACGGGAAAUCAAUUUCCAAAUAAAACCUGACACAGGUUUUGGGGAAAACCACACAAACAGAUGUCUUAUGAUUUAAAUAGUUGUUUAAUUGGGAUUUUUUCAGCCCUCGGAUUAUACACAAAAAUAAUUUUGAGUUAAAGCUGUUACAAAGGAUGGUUUGAAAUUAUUUUACAGAAGCCAAUCAUUAUUUGAAAAAAAAAAUGGUGUUAACGUCGUUGGCGCAUACGGUACCCAUAAACAUUCCCUCCAGCAAUUGUAUUAUACUGCAAUCUGUCCAAACAAAUCAAACUUAUAAUGUAUAUAAGAAACAAAAUCGUUUUCUUUUUUAUGGAACGAGUUAGGUUGUAAGUCAUGGGGUGUUUUGAAGCAUUUAACUUAACGUAUUAUUUUACUACUUCAGCAAAAUGUACUUAAAUUGUAAGAAUACUGUAUGUUUGAUGUUAGCAAUAAACCUAUGUUCAUGAUUUGUAUACACAAUAUUAAUAAAUGUGUUUUGUUCCUA